AUGCAAGCUUCGACGUCAGCUCAGCGCAAACCUUCUAGGCAGUCGCAACGGCCAUCAUCAGCCCGCUCAGCGCAUUCAAGUAAAAUAGGCCAUAACACGACGCGUCAAGGCCGGUCCGAAGGCCAACGAGAUGGCACUCCAGAAUACUCGGAGCGCCGUGCUUCGUUGAAUGCGUCGGCGCACUCAGCUCCAUCGAAAUGGUGGCAUAUCCACUUAUUCCGCGGGAUGGUCAAUGACAUUAAGCGCAGAGCACCUUACUACUGGAGCGACUGGACCGACGCUUGGGAUUACCGUGUUGUGCCUGCGACGGUUUAUAUGUAUUUUGCAAAUAUCUUGCCCGCUCUGGCCUUCUCGUUAGAUAUGUUUGAGAAAACAGAUCAUACAUAUGGCGUCAAUGAAGUUCUACUUGCGUCUGUUCUUGGGGCCGUGGUGUUUUCGUUCUUUUCAGCUCAGCCAUUGGUCAUUGUCGGUGUUACCGGUCCUAUCACUGUGUUCAACUACACUGUUUUCGAUAUUAUCGCCCCCCGAGGGACGCCGUUUCUUGCUUUCAUGUGUUGGAUUGGAAUUUGGUCUUUGGUCAUGCAUUGGAUCCUGGCCAUCACUAACUCCUGCAACGCUUUGACAUAUGUCACUCGUUUCUCGUGUGAUAUCUUCGGGUUCUAUGUUGCUUGCAUCUAUCUCCAGAAGGGCAUCCAAGUCCUCACUAGGCAAUGGGGCUCCGUGGGAGAAACCUCUGCUUACUUGAGUAUCAUGGUGGCGCUACUUGUUUUGAUGUGUGCGUGGAUCUGCGGAGAAUUGGGCAAUAGCAAUCUCUUCAAGCGUUGGAUUCGGAAAUUCCUCGAGGACUAUGGCACGCCUUUGACCAUUAUUUUCUUUACCGGAUUCGUCCAUAUCGGCCAUAUGAGGGAUGUUGAUGUGGCUACGCUGCCGACAAGCAAGGCUUUCUUCCCUACGCCAGACCGGUCUUGGUUGGUCCGCUUCUGGGAUAUUGACGUUGGAGAUGUCUUCCUGGCCAUCCCAUUCGCUGUCCUUCUCACGAUUCUCUUUUACUUUGAUCACAACGUGUCAUCACUCAUUGCCCAGGGAACAGAAUUUCCCCUUCGGAAGCCAGCUGGCUUCCACUGGGACCUUUGGCUCCUCGGCCUCACGACCUUUGUAGCUGGUAUUCUGGGCAUACCAUUCCCCAACGGUCUGAUCCCCCAGGCCCCCUUCCACACCGCCGCUCUCUGUGUCACUCGUCAAGUCGCGGAUGAGGACGACACAAACAAGGGCAAAGCCAUCCGGGUAACCGACCACGUCGUAGAGCAGCGAGUCAGCAACCUCGCACAGGGCUUGUUAACCUUGGGAACGAUGACCGGGCCCCUACUCAUCGUGCUCCAUCUCAUUCCACAGGGUGUCAUGGCCGGUCUCUUCUUCGUCAUGGGUGUCCAGGCCUUACAGGGCAAUGGGAUCACACAGAAACUGAUCUUCCUCGCCCAAGACAAGGGCUUCACCCCCGCAUCCAACCCUCUCAAGAGACUCGAGCGCCGUGCUGCCAUCUGGGUCUUUGUCCUUCUUGAAUUAGUUGGCUUUGGCGCCACUUUCGCCAUCACUCAAACCAUCGCUGCCAUCGGGUUCCCGGUUAUCAUUCUCUUUCUGAUCCCCGUUCGCUCGUUCCUGCUGCCGAAGUGGUUCACCCGUGAGGAACUUGCUGCACUUGAUGGGCCUACUGCUAGUCCGCUCACCAUGGAGAGUGUCGGUGGCACUCAUGGAUUGGAGGAGUACAAUGAAGUUAUGGCUAGAGGGGCUCAGGAUGAGUCUUUGAGUGGAAAUGACGGGGUAAUGAGGAAUCGAACAUCGACGUCCCCGGAAUCGGCGGUCGAAGAUGAUCUGGAGCGGGGUGAAGCGUAUGAACUUCCGUCUCGGGUCUCGCACAGAAGGAGCACAGUUAGCGGGAUGGAAUAG
Molecule: messenger RNA, 1944 nt
Organism: Penicillium bovifimosum
Lineage: Eukaryota; Fungi; Ascomycota; Eurotiomycetes; Eurotiales; Aspergillaceae
Product: anion exchange family protein
Exons: 5
Coding region: 1-1944 (647 amino acids)
Biological process (GO): borate transport; monoatomic ion homeostasis; monoatomic anion transport
Cellular component (GO): plasma membrane; fungal-type vacuole
Molecular function (GO): solute:inorganic anion antiporter activity; borate efflux transmembrane transporter activity
Source: RefSeq, a predicted model, not a curated record